Messenger RNA from Closterium sp. NIES-67, 5131 nucleotides. NCBI's taxonomy places the organism in Eukaryota, Viridiplantae, Streptophyta, Zygnematophyceae, Desmidiales, Closteriaceae. The record is from the annotation of a GenBank genome assembly.
CCAAGAACGCUUGGCUAGACCACCGUGUUACCUCCGCCAAAUUGACUUGAGUGGGGGAUUGCGAUUGGGGGCAAUUUCGUGGGUGAGUGAGAGUAGGUGAGUGCGAGUGGGUGAUUGCGAGUGGGUGAUUGCGAGUGGGUGAUUGCGAGUGGGUGAUUGCGAGUAGGGGAUUGCGUGUAGGUGAUUGCCGCGAGUGGGUGAUUGCGAGUAGGUGAUUGCGAGUGGGUGAGCGCGAGUGGGUGUUUGCGAGCGAUGGGUUCCAGCGAGCUCCAUGCGGGACUGUAACACCUCCUUCGCACUCCGAGCCUCCCCGCGGAAUCACUAUUCCCCAUGCUACUGCUACUAUUAGUCCAGCGCUCCGGGUGCCCCAAAGCUGGAGCCUCCUCUCGUGGUUCGUCUCGCCCUCUUUUGCCCGCGAAUCGGCUCUUCUCUCUCCCUCCUCGCCCCCAUGAUUGAUCAUUCGCGGGAGCCCCCGUCGACGCGCGCCGGUCGCCCUCCGCGUCCCCUCGCUGCUUCCGCCUGCGCCCCUGUUCGCCGCACCAGAGAGAGCGGAGGAGUUUUUUGAGUCGACGCAAAUUCGAAGGACACUCUUCCGGAUUGCUUCCCCGCUCGCCGCGGCAACCAGAGAGAGCGGAGGAGGGGGGAACGAGAGUGGCAAGGGAACCAGUGGUAAGGGAGCCGAGCGGUUUGUGCGUGUAUAUGGCGGCAUGCGUUUCACGCGGUGCUACCAGUGGUAGCAGUAGCAGUUGUGGCGGCGAGAGAGACGAGAGGGAUGGGUGGGAAGGCGAGGGGAAGUAUGGGGAGGAGGGGGGGAAGGGGGAGGAGGCAGGGGGAGGGGAUCACCUAAGAGAGAGUGUGGAGGAGGGAGAAGAGUGGGAGGAAGAAGAGGAGGAGGAUGGUAAGGGAUGGGCAGUGGUGAAGGGGGAUGAAGACGGGGGGUAUGAAAAGGAGGAGGGAGAGGAGGAUGAGGAGGAGGAGGGGGAGGAGGAGGAGGAGGAGGAGGAGGAGGAGGAGGAGGAGGAGGAGGAGGAGGAGGAGGAGGAGGAGGAGGAGGAGGAGGAGGAGGAGGAGGAGGAGGAGGAGGAGGAGGGGUGGGGGGGGGAAGGAGGAGGAGGAGUUGGAGGAGGGAAAGAGGGAGCGACAGGGGAAGAGACAACUGUGCCUGUAGGGCCGAGGGGGGGGGCUGAAAGCGAGGGGUUAAGGCAGACGGGCAGCAGCAGAGCGUAUGGGGUCGGGCCUGUGAAGGGUGGAGUGCGUGAUGGGUGUGCUAGGACUGGGAUUGACGGGCAUGGUGGUGGGCAUGGUGAUGUGCUUGCUGGUGCUGGUGGUGAUGCACGUGAUGGCGAUGGGCGUGCCUGUGAGCAUACUCAUGGCGGCACGGGCCGGUGCCCUGGCGUGGGCGUGGAAGGCUCGACGGAUAUGAGCGGCAUUGAGGGAGCGAUGGACAUGGGAGGCAUGGAGGGCGCAGUGGACAUGGGAGGCAUGGAGGUGGAUGUGUGGGAGCUGCUGCUCUGGCUGCAUGCCAAUGGCGCCACACCCCACCCACGCACAUGGCCCUUUAAGGUGGUGGUGUGUCCUCUGCUGCAUCUGCCCCCAGGAUCCAGACACGCCGGGCCAAGAGGCAGGCCUGACCUGGGACUAGUGGCGUCGCGCCACAUAGCGCCAGGCGAGCUGCUCUUCUGCCUGCCGCCCAACCUGCAGAUCACUCCUGACCGCAUCCCCCCCGCCUACUCCCUCCCACACGCCCACCCCUGCCCCUGCUCCUCCUGCUCCCCCUCGCCCUCCCCUCCCCCCUCCGCCUCCGCCCCUCCUUGCUCCUCUGUUCCCUCUGCUGCCGCUACCUCCCUGUCUGGGUCUCUUCAAGAAAGAGAGCGGGAGAAGGAGAUGCAAGAAAGGAGGUGUGGGGAGGGAGAUGAGGGAGAUGGGGAGGGGCAGGAUGUUGGCCACUUAUGCAGAUGUGUUCAGCACCGGGACCCGCUAUCCACUGAGAGAGAUGGUGGUUGCGCUGGGCACUCAAGAGAUGGUGAUGCUGGCACUGGUUUAGGGUCAGAACAUAUGGCUGCUUGUGGCGGUGGCAGCAGCAGCAGCAGCCUUUGCAAUGGAAAUAGCAGCGGUAGCAGCGGUAACGGCAGUUGCAGCAAUUGCAGCAGCAGCGUAUGUUCAGUCGCAGCAGAACAAAAGAGCAGCGCAGAAGCAGUGAUUAAUGGUAGCGCCUUAUUAGUUGAACCAACAAAAGCUCCAACGCCGACACCACCAUCAGCAGCAUCGUCAGCAGCACCAUCAGCAGCAUCAUCAGCAGUACCAGCACCAUCAGCAGGAGCAUCAGCAGCACCAUCAGCAUCAGCAGCACCAUCACCACCAGCAUCACAUCUCACCAGUGGGUGGGCAGUGAGCACGGGCAUGGCAGCAUGGCUAUUAAGGGAGGUAUCCAAGGGCCCUGCGUCCCCCUGGUCGCCCUACCUCGCCACCCUGCCCACGCACGUGCCCCUGCCGUCCCUCUUCCCUCUCCCCACCCUCCAACAGCUGCAGUGGCGCCCCACUGAAGCCAUGGCGGUGGCCUACCGGCAGGCGUACGAGCGCGAGUACCAGCAGUGCACGCCCGACUUCAUUGCGCGAGCGCCCCUCUCCGCCUUCCUCUGGGCCAUGACCGUCAUCUCCUCCCGCACCUUCUCCUCCCCCUCCUCGCCCUCCUCCCCCUCCUCACCUUCCUCGCCCUCCUCUGCGGCCUCCCCCUCUAGUCCGUCCUCUCCACCCGACUCAUCACCCCCACCAGCAGCAGUGGCGGCAGCGGCGUGUGAGGAGGACAGUUGGGGGGCGCUGCUGCCCCUGGCGGAUCUACUCAACCACAGCGAGCAGUACAACGUCACAUGGACGCACGCUCCAUCAGGCCACUACCUCUUCCACGCCAUUGCCCCCAUCGCCCCCGGUGCCGACCUGCUCACCCACUACGGGGUGCGAUCCUCCCACUCCUUCCUCCUCUCCUACGGCUUCUCCCCCUGCCCCAACUCCUUCGACUCCCUCCCGCUCUUCCGCUCCCCCUCCGACCUGCUUGGCUUUUUUGCUGCACAUUUUUUCCCGGGGGAUUUUGGGGAGGAGGAUCGGGAGAGUGACAGGGAAUUUGCGAGGGGGAAUGGUGGGAGUCGUGGUUUGGAGAGGGAAAGGGAGAGAAGGACUAGUGGUGAGGGGGUAAUGGAUACGGGGGAGAAGGAAAUGAUGGUGAUUGGCUGCGAUAGCGAGAGUGUGGAGGGAAAUGGUGGGAGUAGUGGGGGCGAGAAGGGGAGGGAGAGAGGGACUGUAUCUGGAGCUAGUCGUGAAAAGGGUGAGGAUAGGCAAGACGAGGGCGUGGUGGUGGUGCUGGGUUCACAUGAGGGGGAUGAGGAGAGAGGAGGGGCGAGUGAGGAUAUAGAGGAGGAUGACGAUGCGAAAAGUGUUGGAGCAUCAGAUGAUGCAGAUUCUCACAAUUCAGGAGGAACCAGAGGCCAAAGGACCAGUCCAGCAGCAGAUCUCCCAGCAGCAGAUCUCCCAGCAGCAGAUCCAGUAAUCAGACCUCCAGUGAAGAGGCCUGCAGUGAAGAGACCUCCGGUGAAGAACCCUCCUGCAAAGAACCCUCCAGCAACAACCACGGUGCACGUGCCGCACGGCGCGUCCCUGUACGGCCCCCAGUACAGCUUCGAGGCGGAGAGGGGGUAUGCUGAUGGCGACAAGGAGGGCGAAACGGAGCGCGAUGAUGCAGAGAGUGUUGGGGUGGAUGCAUCUCCAGGAGGAACGAGAGCCCAAAACGCGAGCCCAGCAGCGGAUGUCCCAGCAGCAGAUGUCCCAGCAGCAGAUGUCCCAACGGCAGAUGUCCCAACGACAGAUCCAGUAUUCAGGCCUCCAAUUAAGAGGCCUGCUGUAAAGAGACCUCCGGUGAAGAACCCUCCUGCAAAGAACCCUCCUGCAAAGAACCCUCAUGCGAAGAACCCUCAUGCGAAGAACCCUCCUGCAAAGAGCCCUCCUGCAAAGAGCCCUCCUGCAAACCCUCCUGCGAAGAACCCUCCUGCAAAGAACCCUCCUGCGAAGAACCCUCCUGCGAAGAACCCUCCUGCAACAGCCACGGUUCACGUGCCGUACGGUGCGUCCCUGUACGGCCCGGAGUACAGCUUUGAGGCGGAGAGGGGGUAUGCGGUGUGGCCACAUGGGCACGUGGAUCCCCGCAUCAUGGCGGCCUUUGCUGUUCUCUGGCAUCUCUUUGUGUACGGCCGAGAGCCCCGGCACCACCCCAUAACCUGUGCCAGCGUGCUCUACUGCUGGGGCAUCUCCCACCCAGCGCUGCACCCCCUGCGCCCGCGCCUCUCCCCCCGCCUGCUGGCCUGCCUCAAAGCUGCUCUGGAUGGCAUACACGCCCGCUGCUGCGCUGUGAUUGGUGGGUUCGGGAGUCGGUUAGAGGAAGAUGAGGAGGAAUUGACAAGUUUGCUGGAGAGAGAGAGGAGGGGGGUGAUGAGGGGGGUGGGGAAGAGGAAGGGUGGUGUGCGGAGGGUUGUGGAAGGGGGGAGAAGGGAGGGUGGAGGGGAAGGGGACCAAGGUCGGAGGGAGGAGAAUGUUGAGAGUGAAGAGAGCGAGGGUAGUGAGGAAGUUGAUAGUGAGAGUGAGGAGGGAGGGGCGAGGAGAGGGGGGAUAGCGGAGAGGGAGGCAAGGGAGAGGGAAGUUGUGCUGCGGUAUAGGAUAGGCAAGAAGAGGCUGGUGGGGGCAGUGGAGAGGAGGCUCAGAAGGUCGCUCACAGGGGGACUGAGGGGGGUGGAGGGGGGAGAGGUGGAGGAGAGGGGAGUGAUGGGGAGGUUGAUGGAAGGAAGCUCUUCCUGGUAACCAGAGCUGAAGCUGUAGUGGGGUGGUGGUUUCUGUUGAUGGACUGAUGGGGCUGAGGCAAGGAAGUUGGUGUGCUAAGGAGAAGAGGAUGGAAGAUUCAGUAUACAUCUGUGAUAUAGAGCUGAAGAGGGUAGACGCCGGGGUGAGUGAUGUGCAAUAUGAUGCAUGCUUCUGCUCCAACAGUGGAGUGACAUUUCAACUUCACCUCAUCGCAUUGUGGAGGUGGAUUAACCUGCUUCUCAUGCUCAAGCAUUGUGUACGGUACAUGUGAAGCAAAAACCAUGUACUA